Pecten maximus is the source of this 4211-nucleotide messenger RNA. Its product is annotated as ceramide synthase 5-like. Lineage: Eukaryota; Metazoa; Mollusca; Bivalvia; Pectinida; Pectinidae. Gene Ontology annotation, cellular component: membrane. The coding region runs from base 27 to 1187 and encodes 386 amino acids. The record is from RefSeq and is a predicted model, not a curated record. Gene Ontology annotation, biological process: ceramide biosynthetic process. Gene Ontology annotation, molecular function: DNA binding; sphingosine N-acyltransferase activity. The transcript has 9 exons.
AGCAUAGGGAGAUCGGAUAAACAGAGAUGGCGAUCGCACAGGAAUUUCGGACAUGGUUCUGGAAUGAGGAGAACUGGUUGAUCAAUAUGACAUGGGACGAUUUUGAAACUCCACCUCCAGGAGUAUAUUAUCCCCUAGAAAGGCACAUAUUACUGCCCAGUCUUAUAAUUGGAUUUAUCCUUCUGGGUAUUCGUGUUAUGUAUGAUAGGACAGUUGUGGUGCCUUAUGCGAAAUAUAUGGGCCUGACCUUCAAGAAGCAAUAUGGCGUGGAGAAGAACCCAAUUCUAGAGGCCGCUUAUGCUGUUGAAAAGUGGAACGAUCAGAAAUGCACAGAGGAAUUAUCCAAGAAGACAAGUCUGACUGAACGACAGAUACAGAGAUGGUUCCGACACAGACGAAGUCAGGAAAUGCCUGGCCGCAUGAAAAAGUUCCGAGAAUGCAGUUGGUUGUUCCUGUUCUACACAUCCAGCUUUUUGUUCGGCCUCUACAUCUUGUGGGAUAAACCUUAUUUUUGGGAUACAAAGUAUUGCUGGAUAAACACUGGAAAACAGCAUGUACCCAACGAUGUGUAUUGGUACUACACCAUUGAGAUGGGCUUCUACUGGCAGUUACUGUUUACCUUGAUGUCUGACGUGAAAAGAUCAGAUUUCCCAGAAAUGGUCGCCCAUCAUAUAGUCACUAUCAUACUCAUUUAUUUCUCCUUCGCCUGUAACCAAGUUCGUAUUGGUGCCCUUGUUAUCCUGCUACACGAUUCCAACGAUGUAUGGAUGGCGGCUUCAAAGAGUAUCAACUAUCUGAAGAAACAGAGAUUAGCUGAAAUUACGUUUGUGGUAUUCGCUCUGAUGUGGUUUAUCUCAAAGCUGUAUAUUUACCCAUUCUGGAUAGUGUGGUCUGCUACCUUCGAAUCACAACGAUAUAUAGAAAAUGUCAAGCGAUAUCCAUGUUACUGGUUCUUAAACGGUUUGCUGUGGAUACUCCAGUUGUUACACAUUAUCUGGACAGUCAUGAUUGUCGGUAUCCUCGCCUCAAAGUUUACUGGUGACAAGAAGAUGAGAGACGUGAGAAGCGACACCGAGGAUUCCACCGGUGUCGAGGAUGACGAUAUCGCACAGGAAACUGACAUCAACAACACUGGCGCCAUUAACGGCCUGAGUCGACGACCUCAAACGACAGGGAACCGAGGUUAAUGGACACAGUAAAAUACUUAUUAUAUCGUGACAUUUCAAAGGAUUGCUACAAAUGUGUAAAAUACAAAGACUUAUUUUUGAUGGCAGAUAUUUUUGCAUAUUUAUACAAUAUUUGAUGUUGUAUUUUGUUAUAUCUAAAUAAUGUUAUAUGUGACGAGUUGCUAUGAGCAAAUCAUUUUUGAAUUUUGAGAGCUGUCUCCCGAAACUCAAAAAGCGUGGCUUUCAUUAAAGCCAUUCCAUAGGGUUCCCUUACCAAUGUUGUAAAUAUGACAAUAUGAUGAAUUUCAUGUCAGGUCGCUCGCCCAGAUUUUCUUCGUGUGUCUUACUGCUAUUUUUUUUUUUUUUACUUUCGGCUUGGUUUUACGGCCGUGUAGGCAUCAUCUUCGCUAACCGAGGGUUACUCUACGCUAAGCUCCAUUUCAACCCUUGGUUAGCGAAGAUGUGUAGGCAUAUGCAAUGUUUUUUUUACAAACUGUAUCACCGUUUCUGUUUUCUUCCUAAAUUUAACGAAUCCGACAUAUGAACAAUAUUGAUCACAUAUCUUGAUAUUCGAGGUAUCUUAUCAUGAACUAACAUUGGACAUCUUCCACAACAUUAGGGACAUCAAUAUAGCAAUAAAGUAUGAGUAUGUUGAAGUUAAUUCAAAUUGCAUUUUAAGAUCGAACAAAAACUGUAACAGUUUCAUGCUUCCCAGUUCGAAGCUGUAUGAUGUAUGCAUACGGUUGAUUAUGUUAUUAGGAACCGGUGUCCAAUCCUUUUGCUGUAAAUUGGCGAUAAGAUAUGAACUAAUACAUGUGGUUAAACAUAUAUUAAGCUCUCGGAUAUUUGAUAAAACAGUACGCGUUUUCCUUUGUGAAAACAAUUGAUUAUUAUUUAAUACGUUUCACUACUUACAUGAGGGAUGGUUCAGAAUCUUUAAAAAAUAUUUUAUUUUUAUGAAAUUUUUAUUGAAAAUAAAGCAAAUUUUGCAGUUUUACCAAAGCUUUGCAUCCCAAAAGAAAACCUAAAAAAAUACGUGUGAAAUAUAUUUGAUAAUCAUCAAGAAACUGUCCAAAUCUAUAUAUUAUUUGCCCUACUAUAUUAUAUCUUGUUGUUUGUCGAUGUUUUGUAUGGUAUAUAGUCCCGCAAAUGCAUUGACUGAUAUGAACACCAUAGAUACCUAAUAUUUAGAGGAAUGUUAUAUGUAUGUAAUACAUUUGUAUCCGUACAAAAUACAUACGAUCAGGCCAGUCACUAAUGGCAAACACUUUCAAUUGUGUUUUUAGCUUAAUCAGGCUAAUUAAUAUCAUUCACGCUAAUUAAGCUAGUAAUCAAGAUGAUUAACAUUCUUCACCCUGAUUAAGCUAGUAGUCGAGCUAAUUAGGACCAUUCAGGCUAAUUACGCUAGAAAGCAAGCCAAUUAACAUCAAGCUAAUUACUAUCAUUCACAUCAGAUCAUGGUUAAAAGAUGCUAUGACAGUCAAUAAGGAAUUUAUAUGUGCUCAAGAACUAACAUAUUAUGCUUAAUAACAAAUCUAUUUAUACUAAAGCAAAGUAAACUCAGGUAGAAAUUGUUAUAUUUAACUACUAAAAAGUAAAUAUGAAUCAAAAAUGUUCUUAAAACAUAAAUAUGCUCAGGAAAAUGUGUUUACUCAUGUCUCCGGAACAAACGGUCAUCAUUCCAUACAAUCUGGGUUUUUUCCUCAAAUAAAUUUUCUGAAAUUCCACUGACAUGUAUUUAACCGCACUUAGAUUGAAUAAGGUAAAAACAGCUGAGUACAAUAUACGCCGUAUACGUAACGGGCGAUAGACAUUACAGUUCAGUAAAUUAUAAGUUAUUUGGGAUUCGGGGAGGCAAAUUUAGUAUUGCGCCCUCAUUAACAAACAAAUGUCUCCACUACGUAGAUUGUGAUUGUGGAUCAUAGAGAUACAUCUAUAGAUUCAAGUAUAGUUUAUUACCACAUUUAAAUAUCAUUGCAUACGAUGAUAUCUAAUAUAUGGUUUUAUAGAGAGGUACGUAUGAGGAUAUAUUAUAUGAAAUAUUUUUUUAGAUGUUAAAUGAAGGAAUAACAAAUGAUUAUUUUACUUUUAUUGUUUUCAUUGGUUAUUGUUUUCGCGUCAUCCUCUGUACGUACUCAAUAUUCUUUUAAAAUUGAUUGUUAAAAUAACGAGACAUCUUAUACGGGACAUUUUUAAGCCGUCGUCGUUAAUUGUUGUUAAAUUUAUGUAAAACUUUAGCCACAAAUGAUGGCUACAAUUAUACAUAGAACUUGCCAUACGAUUUUAUAUAUAAAUGUGUCAAUGUAUUUUAGAUAAUUCAGCUGUUUAAUAAUGAUUUAUGUUGUGUUCAAAGAAAAGUUGACGAUUUUACCAUGUCGCCCACUUGGAACAAGUGCGACUCUUAUUAUGUGUUACAUGCUUGACGUACACCCGAGAAGUUCCUAUUCCGUCUUUUCGUAAGUUAUAUGCUCUUGUGAGCAGUUAUUAAUUGUUACGUCAUUUGUUUAUGAGAGUUACGUCAUCCGUUUGUGAGAAAACGGCUCAAUGUUCUCACGCAAAUCAACGACGUAACAAUCAGUACUUGCCAACAAGAGCAGAAAAUUCUUCAUUACGAACAAAAAAGGGAAUUGUGACUCCCCGUGAAAUUAAAAUUAAUUAAAGAUUAAUUAUCACGUUAUGAUGAGGUUUUCUUUAAAUCAAUGGUUGAACUAAUACAAAAACAGCUAUGCUCGAUAAUCAGUUCAAAGCACAACCUUAAGCAUUGAGACAUGAACCCUAAAACAGUGAAUCCUGUGUCCGUUUGAGGCUUGCUGUUCUUCACUCACUGGAAGACGAGUUUAGUUAUUAUCCGACUUGGAAUGCCACGUAAAUUUCCUCUGAAUCCGUCCUUUCUUUUUAACCCGUCCUUUCAACAUCAAAAUCCUAAAACAGCAUAUAUGAUAGGAAGGAAUAUUCAGACGACUCUCCGGCAUGAUAAGUUGUACCGAGACGAUUUGACGUUUAUGUGAGAAAUAUUUUCACUAAUAAAUAAACAUUUUCACAUGA